Messenger RNA from Rosa chinensis, 2414 nucleotides. RefSeq lists its product as uncharacterized. The record is from RefSeq and is a predicted model, not a curated record. The transcript has 4 exons. The coding region runs from base 9 to 2414 and encodes 801 amino acids. Lineage: Eukaryota; Viridiplantae; Streptophyta; Magnoliopsida; Rosales; Rosaceae.
UCAAAAAAAUGUUUCAGUCAGAGGGUACAUGUAAGAGUCUGACUUGGCAUGCUACUGACAGAAAACGCGAUGGCUUGAUGCGUCAUCCAGCUGAUGCAACUUCAUGGAAGUUAGUAGAUGAAAAAUGGCCAGAUUUUGGUUCUGACCCUAGAAACCUAAGACUUGCAUUAUCAUCAGACGGGUUCAAUCCCCAUAGUUCAUUAAGCAGCAAGUACAGCUGUUGGCCGGUUAUUCUGGUCGCAUAUAAUCUGCCUCCAUGGCUCAUAAUGAAGAGAAAACACAUGUUGUUAACUCUAUUGAUUUCUGGGCCUAAACAACCAGGAAAUGACAUUGAUGUCUACUUGGAACCUAUGAUAGAGGACUUGAAACUGCUGUGGGAAGGAGUUAGUGGUGUCUACGAUGCAAGACAAAGUGAAUACUUUACUCUUAGAGGUUUACUAUUCUGGACAAUCAACGAUUUUCCAGCUUAUGGUAACCUAUCUGGGAGUAUAGUUAAAGGGUAUAAUGCAUGCCCUAUUUGCCUUGAAAAUACAAAACCAACAAGACUAGUUAAUGGAGGGAAAAUGGCUUACAUCGGGCAUCGAAGGUUUUUAGGAAGAAACCAUCCUUAUAGAAGGCAAAAGGCUGCUUUCAACAACCUUCCAGAACAUUCUCCCCCUCCUGUUCCUUUGAGUGGGGAAGAAGUACUGCACAGGGUGGAGCAGGAAGUUCCAAAGUACCGUUUUGGGAAAAAAAAUCAGCCCCCUCCUUACAAGGGUGGGGACGAUGAAACCAGGCCUUGCUGGAAAAAAAAGUCUAUUUUUUUUGAACUUGAAUACUGGAAGUUUCUCCCUGUUCGGCAUUGCCUUGAUGUGAUGCAUAUAGAGAAAAAUGUAUGUGAUAGUCUCAUAGGUACCUUGCUCAAUAUUCCUGGAAAAACAAAGGAUGGAGUGAAAACUCGGUUGGAUCUAGUGGAGAUGGGUAUUAGAUUAGGAUUAAGGCCUGAUCUUGAAGGUCCGAAAAAGGAGCGCUUGCCAUUGGCAAGCUGGAACCUAAAGACAAAUGAAAAAAGAUGCAUGUGUGGGUCUUUUUUUGGCAUGAAGGUUCCUGAAGACUAUUCUUCUAACAUAUCAAACCUGGUUUCCAUGGAUGAUUUAAGGCUUAGUGGACUUAAAUCCCAUGAUUGUCAUGCCUUAAUGCAACAACUCCUCCCUGUUGCCAUACGAGGUGUGCUUGAAAAGCCGGUCAGAAUUGCCGUGAUCAGGUUAUGCCUGUUUUUUAAUGAAAUCUGCAGCAAGACUAUUGAUGUGUCAAGGCUGCCGAAUAUCCAAAGUGAACUUGUUGAAACAUUGUGUGAGCUGGAAAAGUACUUUCCCCCAUCAUUUUUUGACAUAAUGGUUCAUCUAACAGUUCACCUAGUUAGAGAGGUGGAGUUAUGUGGACCAGUUUGCUUUCGAUGGAUGUAUCCAUUUGAGAGGUACAUGAAGAUUUGCAAAGGAUAUGUUCGAAAUAGAAAUCGGCCAGAAGGUUGCAUUGCUGAGUGUUAUAUUGCUGAAGAGGCGGUUGAGUUUUUAGCAGAGCUUUUCAUUGAUGACAAGACUGUUGGGAUUCCAUCUGACCCUCACAUAGAGGACAAGCCUACCUCAGGUGCUACAGUUAUUAGUGUUUACGGCAAGUUAUUUGACCAAGCUCAUCUUUGCGCGCUUCAAAACACGGAUGAAUUCAGAAGCUAUUUUGUUGAACACCUACAAUACUUGAAGAGGGAGUUUCCAAGAUUCAAAAAGAAUAAAAAGUGGCUUACAGACAAGCAAAACAAGACAUUUGCAGAUUGGUUGAAGGAGAGGGUUGUUGUUCAACUAAGUGAACCAGAUUCUCACGUUCCAGAGAUUAUCAGAUGGCUUUCAGAUAAACCGAGCAAUGAAGUACCAACAUUCAGUGGGUAUAGAAUUGCUGGAGUUCAGUAUAACACAAAGAAGCGUGAUGAUGUUAGAUCAACGCAAAACAGUGGUGUCUACUUACUUGCUAAGACACCGCAAGUAGCUACUGCUAGGGAUAAAAUGCUAGUUAUUGAUGACAUGAGCUUCUAUGGGGUGAUUACUGAAAUAUGGGAGCUUGAUUAUGAAAAGUUUAGGAUCCCUAUCUUUAAGUGUGAUUGGGUAGAGAAUAAAAGGGGUGUGAAGGUAGAUGAGCUGGGGUUCACAUUGCCAAUCUUUUAUGUUCAAGACCCUGUAGAUCCAAUGUGGUCAGUAGUGCUAAGAAUUUCUAGUAGGGAUUACAGUGAUUUUGAGGUUGAAGAUGAGCUUGGGGACACUAUUGUUGCUCACCAUCCUAUCACCACCAUGAUGCCAUCUAUUGAAUUACCUGGUAACUUAGCAAAUGAGGAAGAAGUGGGUUACAUGCGGGAAGGGGAGGAGGAUAUAGUUGUUGAUGGAUAA